AAAAACAAGAACUUUCCUCUGGGGAAUAAGCACUACGCAAAUUUUCUUUCAGCGAAUGAUCAAUGCCAUUAGGAAGAUUUGGUACUUGAUUGUUAACAAGUAAUUGCAGCUGCAACCCAGUGGCGGGAGCGAAUUGUUAUAAUCAGUCGUUCGAGAUCUACGAAAUUACAACGUCGAGGCACAAUAUAUUGAUAAAGAAGAAGAAGACAAACGUUUCGAAAGUAUUUCGAAGGAAAUAUAUCAAGUCCUUUUCUCCAAUCAGGAAAAAUAGUAUUGCGCUCUGUCGUCUCUUUAUAAUCAUGAGAAGGGCAACAAUUUGUCAUCAAGAGAGAACAAUUCAAGUUAAUAAUGACGCACUGCUCUCGCUCGAGAGGAGUAAAAUUGACAUUAUGAACGAAGUUGCGAGGGCGUAUCACGAAAUUGAGGAAUUGAAAGCAAAGCUCGCCAAGAAAAACAGUCAAAUAAAGAACUCUCACGACUUUCAGGACACUCUAUUACUUCAGGCAGAGAAACUAAGGUACGAAAAAGAGCAGAUAAGUCAAAGAUGCGACAGUGUUAUGCAGGAAAUGAUGGAUCGCCUUCGGGUCAAGCAGGACAUCAUCUCACAAGUCAGGGAGGAGAUCGAGAAAUAUGUUAAGCUGAAACUUGAGGUCCAAAACAGGAACCAAGUCCUAAGAGAGCGGCUUGAGAAGCGAGACAAGAUAAUCGCUGGACUGAAAACUAAAUUGACAAUGAUGAGUAGCUGGACUGUGCGUUCCACAAGCAGCGCACAAAUUUUGAGUUGAAGUUGGAGAUAAGUGAUAAUAAUACGCCUACUAUCGACUAAAAGGUAUCGGGCUUUAAUCCAAAGCUGUCCAUGCCGACACAUGAGAAGGGGCUUCGACAGUUUCCAACGGAUCUGCCAGAUUGAAGCGAAAUUCAAUAUUUGUUAGUCUUAAAACUUUGACGUACAUGUUUAUAGGCGGAAAAAAUGGCUAUAUACGCAAUGAUCACAGAAGAGUAGUUGGAGGCGUGAGAAUCAAUUCCGUUCAAAUGGAGAGUGAUACAAUCUCAAGUACUUAGAAAUAUUCAUGUGCGCACAUUAUCGUUGUGGUUGGAGGGGACAUAGUUUCAUCUCAUUAAUAGAGGAAAGUAACGGAGGAUCAAAUGCUAACGAAUCCAACUUCAUACCUGGUUCAGUUGUGUAUACUACAGUUGAAAUACCAUUCCCCUUCUUAAAUUGCUAAGUCAUCACUAUAGUGACAAAGCAAAAGGAAUCCGGCUUCAAAUGGCAGAGUUGAGAGCGUAUCAAUAGAUUAAUACUAAAGGAAACUUAAGAGAUGGAAUUACUGCUUCGCAAACAGCGCCACGAACGUGAUUAAACGCAUGAUAUGUGUCAACUUUUGAAGCAGAAACAUUUUCAAACACACGUACUUUCAAUCGUGCUGAUUCUUUGUAAACGCGGAGAUGUUAUUUGUUGAUUUUAUUACGUUAUUUGCUCAUAUUUCACGCUUCGAUGCCAUCGUUGGUUGCCUUUUUGACACAUAAAUGACGUCCAGGGCCAAAAGCUUUUGUGAAAAAAAUGAUGCUCACAUUGUUAAGACUGGGAUAGAACCAUUCCGCGUUUGACAUUUUUACGCAUUGUAGAAAAAGAUGUAUUGACAGGCUUCCCGAUCAAUUAAAUUCCAUAGCAACCAUGAACAGGCAUCAAACAAACGGAAGGAAGUCAUAUAACUGUCAGGUUAUAUCGUAGUUCAAUUCAACUACGCUAUAUUAAUGCAAAAUGAAACAGUGCGUUACUUAAUAGCAAUCACCGUAUCUUAGCUAUUACGUAAAUAAAGACAAUUCAAUUAUAUGCG
Molecule: messenger RNA, 1838 nt
Organism: Pocillopora meandrina
Lineage: Eukaryota; Metazoa; Cnidaria; Anthozoa; Scleractinia; Pocilloporidae
Source: the annotation of a GenBank genome assembly